GCAUACGCUGUUAUUAUGCCUGCUUUGGCUGCUGCUGUUUACUUAUGUUGUUAUUGCUUACUUAUGCUGCUGUGGUAUAUUUAUGUUGCCGUUGCUUCUUGCUGUUGUUCACUUAUGCUGAUAUGCUGUAUUAUGUUAAGAUAUGCUCACGUUGUAGGAACGCAAAAGUCUCCAAGGCCUGAAACAAAGAUUCUCUUUCAGUCCCCAUUGCCCACUAUUCGCUUGGAACUAUAUUAUUUAAGGACACCUCUCUUCCACAAUCUUUUUCUCCAUGAAGAAGUAGAGUCAAUCAAAAUGCCUUCUUCCCUCCUGCAUCAAAUUGCAACUUUUCUUCUCCUCCUCUGUUUUCUGAGGACUUCUUCUGCAGUGCUGUUCUCCUCCCUGCACCAGGCUCUCAUAGUCACUGCAUCACCAAGACCAGGCCAAGUGUUGUAUGCCGGCGUGGAUCAGAUCAGAGUGAGCUGGGCUCUUAACGGGAGCCUCCCCGCCGGCACCGGCGCGGCCUACGCAAAGGUGAAGAUAAGCCUGUGCUACGCGCCGGUGAGCCAGGUCGACCGCAGGUGGCGCAAGACCCGAGACGACCUCAAGAAGGACAAGACGUGUCCGUUCAAGAUCACCACCACGCCCUACGCCUCCGUCGGCGGCUCCUACGACUACGCCGUGGAGCGGAGCAUCCCCACGGCGACCUACUUCGUGAGGGCCUACGCGCUCGACUCCUCCGACGUCGAGGUCGCCUACGGGCAGACCACCGAUGCCAAGAAAACCACCAACCUGUUCCACAUCAUCGGGAUCUCCGGCCGGCACGCGUCGCUGGAUAUAGCUGCUGCAUGCUUCUCGGCCUUCUCCGUUCUCGCGCUUACUUUCUUCCUAGUGGCUGAGAAGAGGAAGGCCAAGCAAUGAGAAAGGUCAAAGUUUUCAUAAGAGCUUCGUCCUCGAUUGAAAAAAGUUAGCCGAGGAAGAUGAAGAUCGAAGAGCACAGCCGACUUUAGUAGAAUCGGAGGCUCAAUUCUGUCAAUCCCUGUGCAAGAAAAAAUUAUUAUUAAAAAUAAAAUAAUUCAGGAAUAUGUAUUUAUCUA
Molecule: messenger RNA, 1076 nt
Organism: Zingiber officinale
Lineage: Eukaryota; Viridiplantae; Streptophyta; Magnoliopsida; Zingiberales; Zingiberaceae
Product: high-affinity nitrate transporter-activating protein 2.1-like
Exons: 3
Coding region: 16-900 (294 amino acids)
Biological process (GO): response to nitrate; nitrate transmembrane transport
Cellular component (GO): plasma membrane
Molecular function (GO): nitrate transmembrane transporter activity
Source: RefSeq, a predicted model, not a curated record